This is a messenger RNA of Frankliniella occidentalis (western flower thrips), 2151 nucleotides long. RefSeq lists its product as uncharacterized. The record is from RefSeq and is a predicted model, not a curated record. NCBI's taxonomy places the organism in Eukaryota, Metazoa, Arthropoda, Insecta, Thysanoptera, Thripidae. Gene Ontology annotation, molecular function: protein binding.
CUGUUCCGUCGAGCGUCCCGUGCGGCUCGUCGCUCGUCUGGCCCGACGCGGCUGGCGCUGGCAGUUGCUCGUCGUCCCGCCGUGAGGCAGCAUCUCUGCGGACCGCUCGCCGCUUCUGUGCAUCACCCCGCCACCACCAGGGAUUUGUCUCCGCGCUUUCUUCGAUCGUCGCACGUCACCAUCCUCCAGUGAAAGGUGUCUGCUGGCCUUCGCGUGUCGAAAUGGACGCAGCAGAAGGCUCUGACAGCGAUUGGAGUGAUUGCACCACCCCGGAGUCCAGCGAAAGCCCUGAAAGCGAAUGGACUGACGACUCAAGUGAAGGCUCCGACUGUGACCCAGAUAGUUGUUCUUCUGCCGCCGAUUCCGACAGUGACUGCUCCCUAAGUUGUGCAGGCAGUGACGGUGACUCCGAUGAGGACGACGAAUCUUCAUCUGGUUCCGAAAGCUGUCGGCCUUAUAGUGGAAAGAAAGUGCAGCGCCUACGUGAUCUUAUUCGGUCGGGCAAGGAGCUAGCCGUGUCGGAGGAUGCCCCUUUGGAUGUUCCUGAGGAUCUGCGACAGGACUGCCCGUUGCUGCGGCUGCCUGGGCUCGUGCUGCGGCUCGUGUGCCGGCAGCUGAGCGGGCGCGACCUGGUCCGCCUGGGGCUCGUGUCGCGCGGGUGCCGCCACGUGGCUCGCCACCCGGCCGCCUGGGGCCACGUGCGCGCCUCGUGCUCGCCCCUGCUGGCCGUGGCGCCCGCCCUGCGCUCGCUCGACGUGGGCUACAGCUGGCCGCCGCCGUUCCCGCUGCGCCUGUGCACGCGCCGCGUGCGCGAGUUCACCCUGGACAUGGAGCAGGAGUACACCGAGGACGGCGAGGAGCUGGACUGGGCCGCGGUGGUGCGGACCCUCAGGCACUACAAGGGCCACCUGCAGGUUGUCCAUCUGGGAUGCUUAAAGAAUGUCAAAUUUCUCCACGCAAUUGAUGGGCUUCACAUCAAGGAGCUGUACGUAGGAAACUGCCUAGUCAAGGUCUAUCCAGGCAGUUCCAAAGUGGUCAAGACGCUCAGCUUCUGGCAGGAGACGAGCUCUGAUGUUGCAAUCGAGCUGCUGAAGGCGUGUCGCUCUACUCUGACCACUUUUAAGAUCGACGGCUUCCGCCAAUACAAGAACGAGGUAGCGUGCGAUGGGCGGGUAGGGCGAGCGCUCAGAUUGUGCAAGAAGCUGAUGACUGCGAGCAUUCCGUUGUGGGGCAAGGUGAAUGUGGCGCGUGACCUUCCAGCUGUCCUUUCGCCGUUAAAAAAAUUGAGACAUCUUACUCUGUCUGUCGCCCGCGUUCCAAGUCCUGUGUUCAAAGCUCUUCAGUGCGGCAUUCUGCCUGAUCUUGAACAGCUUGAGCUAAAAUUUUGUGGAGUGACAGCCAAGGGGCGCGGCGCGCUGCGCAGUCUCGUGGCGGCCCGGCCUGGCCUCGUGUCAGAAUACAAGGUCUCUCGCGCUUCCUUGGACGAGGAUGGCGGCUGGUUCUCGCUCGGAGGUCGCUGCAAGAAGGCCAUUUGUGCCGAGGGGUCGGACUGUGACGAGGAUGACCCGGUCGACAGCGACGAGGAGGCUGAAGUUGAGGCCGAUGAUGAGGAGCCCAUCGACUUCGAUGGGCCAAUUAUGAAUGUUAUGGAAAGACUGAUGAAGUUGGCGCCUGACCCCUUCGACGCUUUCAUGGCCAUGGGGGAUGGUGAAGACACUGACGAUUUCGAGGGCACAGACGAUGGUGACUGUUGACUUCAUCAAGCCAUAAUUAGUUUUACUGAACAUGUCUGAAAGUCACCUAGGUUUUUGUUAUGUUAAAAUUAUCAAUCAGUUUAUGAUAUUUCAUCAUUGAGUUAGGAACUACAGUUUAAAUGUAAAUCAUUUUUGUUCCUAAAAAGGAAACGUUUUUGAGCACAUGCAAACCAAAGAUGCAAUUUUAUUCCUAAAUCGGAAAAAUUCUGCCAAGAUUGACACACUUUGCCCAGAUUUUGGGACAAAUUUGCAUCUGGUCAAAAUUGCCUGAAGACGUUUCUCUUUUAGGAACAAAAUUGUCUCUUAACAUCUUGAGUGUAACUAAAGAACUUCAUUCAUUUUAUAAUGACAAUAAUAUCCGGUGAAUAAAUGUUAUAUUCUUCAAAAUAAAAGUUAA